Danio rerio (zebrafish) is the source of this 1878-nucleotide messenger RNA. Lineage: Eukaryota; Metazoa; Chordata; Actinopteri; Cypriniformes; Danionidae. The record is from RefSeq and is a predicted model, not a curated record.
UAAAAUCUAAUUGGUGUGUUGCGAGAUGGUUUUACUGAAUGAAAUUACGCGCAGCGCAGAGCGUUCGGCAUGUGGGGUUCGAGCAUUCAUCAACGCCGCGGCACAAAUCAAUGUUGUGCAUCUGAGCAGCAGAUCUGGAGAUUCAGAGAUGACGAAAAGCAGACGAUCUCCGAUUUCUGCACAUUGAUCGAUAACGAACAUGAAUCCUGCGCGUUUAUCUCAAUCUGUUCUGUAGAAAAACGCGACUUUUAACUGACAGGGCGAGAACACGGCACUGAUUAUUGAAAUUAAACCAAGCGCAGUUAAUUCCAUUAGAAAACACGAAUCUGUUUUGAACGCAUAUCUACAAAGUUAAUUCAAAGUUUAAUGCGAUUGGAUAUAAUGAGAGACCUCUGUAAAUAAAUUAGCAGCAGGAUCUUUCAGCCCCAAUAAAUGCGCAUUUCGGAAAUUGGUCUGAUGACAUUAUUGAACAACACGACAAGGCUUCAGUUCAGUUUUUUCUAAAUGUCAGCCAAUAGAUGGAGAUAAUGACGGGCCCAUGCAGUCGACCAAUGAAAACUUGUGCUGAAGAGUUUGGCACGCGCCGCGGAGCGAAACACUCGACAGUUUGACGCGCGGCGCAUCGGUGGCGAGACCUGAAGAGUUCAACCGAAACGGGAAACACGGGAAUCAACCAUGGACAAGGCUAAAACUAAAUUAAAACUAUCCUUCCCGCACUUAAGGUGAUUUUGUUCGCUUUUAAUCCGACAUAAUCUGGGAAUCAUGGAGCGCGAGGAGUCAAAACCGCCGUCUAAAGCUCACCAGGAACCCAUACGAUUUGGGAUCGACCAGAUUUUAGGCUCUGCGGAACCGGAGAGCAGCCGAUUAGGAAGUCCAAACAUUGCUCCUCAUGUCCCCCUGCCCGGGGUUUCGCUGGAGGAGUCCGGCCGAGUGUUCGGGGUGAGCAGCGCGCUGCUGCCCGGCGGAGUGAUUCGGGUCCCAGCGCACAGACCGCUCGCUCCCGCCAUGAUGAGCGCGGCCCCGGCGCUGUGCUUCCCCUGGAUGGACAAUAACCGCAGGUUCCCCAAAGACAGGCUGCCAGCUCUCAUUCCGUUCACCGUGACCCGGCGGAUCGGUCACCCGUACCAGAACCGAACUCCGCCCAAACGGAAAAAGCCUCGCACGUCGUUCUCGCGGGUGCAGAUCUGCGAGCUUGAGAAGCGCUUUCACCGGCAGAAAUACCUGGCCAGUGCGGAGCGCGCGGCCCUCGCUAAGAGCCUGAAGAUGACGGACGCGCAGGUCAAAACCUGGUUCCAGAACCGCAGGACCAAGUGGAGAAGGCAGACGGCUGAGGAACGUGAGGCUGGGCGUCAGCAAGCCAAUCGGAUGCUGCUUCAGCUGCAGGCCGACGCCCUCCAGAAGUCCAUCAGCGAAUCAGUGUCGUCAGAUCCUCUGUGUUUGCAUAACUCCUCCCUCUACGCCCUGCAGAACCUCCAGCCCUGGGCUCAGGAGAGAACCGCAAAAAUGAGCAGCGCCUGAAACACUGCUGGAGCCAAAAACCCAUCAGCUUCACACGCACUGCCCUGAAAACUGACAACAAAAAGACUGGAUAUGAUUAUUCAUUUUGUAAGGAGCACCUUUUGUGGAAACAACACCAAACACAUUCCCCUUUUUUUAAAUCCAGUGGGAAACAAUCACAGCCAGAAGAUCUGUAAAUACAGUCCAGGGGUCUGAUGUUUAUUAUUAUUAUUAUUUUAAUUUACGUAGAAACCUUAAAAGUGAACAUACAGCAGAAUACAUGUUAAUUUAUUUAUUACUGGCAAUGAUAUGUUAAAGGCAAAAUUUGGGUUUGUGGGGGAAACCAGAACACUCAGAGGAAACCCACACCAACAAGGGGAG